Papaver somniferum (opium poppy) is the source of this 3280-nucleotide messenger RNA. Its product is annotated as potassium channel SKOR-like. NCBI's taxonomy places the organism in Eukaryota, Viridiplantae, Streptophyta, Magnoliopsida, Ranunculales, Papaveraceae. Bases 410 to 2929 code for a protein of 839 amino acids. The transcript has 14 exons. Gene Ontology annotation, molecular function: protein binding; voltage-gated potassium channel activity. The record is from RefSeq and is a predicted model, not a curated record. Gene Ontology annotation, cellular component: membrane. Gene Ontology annotation, biological process: transmembrane transport; potassium ion transport.
UUUUCAAUACCCAUUUGUAACUAAACAUGAGGAUUACAUCUUCCAUUGUUCUCACAGUAUAGAUUCGUAAUUCAACUUAAAAGUUUGUACUGUUUUGUGUUACCAUGGGAUAUCAUAUAAACUCCACAACUAGUGAUUUGUCCAUUCCUCUGUUCUUCUAAUUUCAAAAAUUCAGCUUCAUGAGUUGUUGAAUAUCGCAUGUUUGAUGAAAAUCUUAAACACUUGAAAUCAACAGUAGAUCACAAAUCUUAGCAUUCGAGUAAUGGACUACUAAUGAGUUCAUAACCACGAUGGGUAUAUUGGACUUUCAGCAUGGAGAUUUCGACAGCAGAGAUUAAUAAAUUGUGUGAUUAUUUGGUUUUGAUCGCCUUGAUUCAAUUAUUCUGAAACAAAUUGAAUUCUGCUGAGGAUGCCUGAUCAUCUUCAUCAUCUUCAUCGCCACCACCAUGAACGAGAAAGAGAUAAGAGAGAAGAAGAUGAAGAUGAAACGGAAGAGUUUAAGGUGGAAAAGUUGAAGGAUCGCAUUCUAUCAUCAAGAGGAAGCCGAUUUGAUUUGAUAACAAACGAGUUAGGAUUGGAUAAUCAGACACGUAGAAAAAUCAGUAGAGAAGAUUUUAUUAACGGUAUCAGAGGCUUUGUCAUUCAUCCAGACAACAGGUGGUAUCUGAUAUGGACAAGGAUCAUACUGAUAUGGGCAAUUUAUUCUUCAUUCUUUACUCCAGUCGAAUUUGGAUUCUUCAGGGGUUUGCCAGACAAAUUAUUCAUCCUCGAUAUUGCUGGACAGUUUGCUUUCUUUGUAGAUAUCAUCAUUCAAUUCUUUGUAGCUUUCAGAGACCCACAAACUUAUCGUAUGGUUUCCAAGCGGACUACCAUUGCGCUCCGUUACUUGAAAUCAAGUUUCAUCUUGGAUCUUCUCGCUUGCUGUCCAUGGGAUCUUAUCUAUGCGUCUUGUGGUAAAAAAGAAGAAGUGAGAUAUCUCUUGUGGAUAAGGCUGUACCGAGUGCGAAAAGUGAUAGAGUUUUUUCAGCAUAUGGAGAAAGACAUUCGUAUCAACUACUUGUUCACUAGGAUUGUAAAACUUCUAGCAGUUGAACUCUAUUGCACCCACACGGCUGCCUGCAUCUUUUACUACCUGGCGACAACUCUGCCAGCUGAGAAGGAAGGAUAUACUUGGAUAGGAAGUCUGAAAUUGGGCGACUACAGUUAUUCGAAUUUUAGAGAAAUUGAUCUUGGGAAACGAUACAUUGUUUCACUGUAUUUUGCCAUUGUCACCAUGGCAACUGUUGGUUAUGGAGAGAUACAUGCAGUAAAUGUCAGGGAGAUGAUAUUUGUCAUGAUUUACGUGUCGUUCGAUAUGAUUCUUGGAGCUUACUUGAUUGGUAACAUGACAGCGCUAAUAGUAAAAGGUUCAAAGACAGAAAGAUUUAGGGAUAAAAUGGCGGAUAUAAUGAAAUAUAUGAAUAGAAACAAACUAGGAAAGGAAAUCCGUGAUCAAAUCAAAGGUCACUUGCGGUUACAGUAUGAAAGCAGUUACACGGAGGCUGUUGUUCUCCAGGAUAUUCCAAUAUCUAUCCGCGCUAAGAUUUCACAAACUUUAUACAGAGAUUUUAUUGAAGAUGUUCCUCUCUUUAAAGGAUGCUCUCCAGAGUUAAAGAAUCAGAUCGUAAUUAGACUCCACGAGGAGUUUUUUCUUCCAGGAGAAGUGAUUAUGGAACAGGGCAACAUUGUUGAUCAAAUUUAUUUUGUUUGUGAUGGUGUGCUGGAAGAGAUGGGUAUAGGAGAAGAGGGAUCUGAAGUAACUGUCUCACUUCUUGAACCUAAUAGUUCGUUCGGGGAACUUUCCAUCCUUUGCAAUAUGCCCCAGCCUUAUACCAUUCGCGUUUGUGAACUAUGUAGGCUCUUACGACUUGAUAAGGAAUCUUUUAUAAGUAUCCUCGAGAUUUGUUCUUCCGAUGAGAGAAUAAUCUUGACCAACCUUUUGGAGGGGAAAGAGUCUAAUAAAGACUUUCACCGAAUGAAGCAAUUGGAAUCGGACGUCAUGUUUCAUAUUGGAAAGCAAGAAGGAGAGCUUGCUUUGAGGGUUAACAGUGCAGCAUGUCAUGGGGAUUUGUAUCACCUGAAGCGUUUGAUUCGAGCUGGAGCUGAUCCCAACAAAACAGAUUAUGAUGGAAGGACGCCUUUGCAUAUCGCGGCGUCAGAAGGAUUUGAACACAUUGCGUCUUUUCUUAUUCAAGAAGGUGUUGGUGUAAACAUUGCAGAUAAAUUUGGGAAUACACCUUUAUUCGAAGCCGUCAAGAGAGGAAAUGAUCGAGUGGCUUCGUUACUUGUCAAGGAAGGAGCAUCACUAAAUAUUGUGGAUGGCGGUAGUUGUCUCUGUCAGGCUGUUUCAAGGGGGGAUUCCGAUUUCGUAAAAAGGUUAUUGUCCAAUGGACUAGAUCCGAAUUCCAAAGAUUACGAUCAAAGAACAGCACUUCAUGUGUCCGUUUCACAAGGAUCAUAUAUGAUUGCAAAAGUGCUAAUAGAAGGUGGGGCUAGUGUGUUAACUCGCGACAGAUGGGGAAAUACUCCAGUUGAUGAAGGCCGCACUAGUGGGAACAAGAAAUUGAUUAAGCUAUUGGAGGAGGCAGAGUCUGCUGAGCUGUCCACAGCCAGUACCAGUGGCAGUGCCAUUGACAAUACAUCAGAGUUACAAGUAACAAAUAAAGCGAAUCCAAGGAAAUGCACGGUAUUCCCUUUCCACCCAUGGGACCCGAAGGAGAAACGAAAAGAAGGGGUCGUGUUGUGGGUUCCACCAAGUGUGGACGAGCUCAUCAGUAUGGCAUCAGAGCACCUUCAAUUCUAUGAUGGUUCACGCAUUUUAUCAGAGGAUGGCGGUAAGAUUCUUUAUAUUGAAAUGAUUCAUGAUGGCCAAAAACUUCAUCUGGUCUAAAGAACACGAUAAAUGUAAGAAUCAAAUAUAUAGGUAGUGAAUCUGAACAUGCAAUCACACCCUCUAUCACUGUAUCACCAUCACAAAAAUUGUCCUCAAUUGUCCUAGGUUUCAAGUUCUUAAGAAUACUGAUGUACAGAUGCGAGUCUACACUAGUCAGAAGGGUAUGUUGAAUCAAGAUAUGUAGUUUUUCCCUGUUAGGACCCUUAAGGUUUCUGUACUAAAAAUCUACCUUGGGUUCAUUAUAAAUAUUCGAUGUGGAAUUCAUUUGCUUAAAAGUCUUUGUAAGAUAGUUCAAAUGGAAUCAGAAUCUGGAAAGAUGAUUGAAGCUAAUAGUAGAAUAUUGCAGCA